Messenger RNA from Periophthalmus magnuspinnatus, 4164 nucleotides. RefSeq names its product TBC1 domain family, member 25 (gene tbc1d25). NCBI's taxonomy places the organism in Eukaryota, Metazoa, Chordata, Actinopteri, Gobiiformes, Gobiidae. Gene Ontology annotation, cellular component: autophagosome. Gene Ontology annotation, molecular function: GTPase activator activity. The record is from RefSeq and is a predicted model, not a curated record. The transcript is spliced from 7 exons. Bases 328 to 2697 code for a protein of 789 amino acids. Gene Ontology annotation, biological process: activation of GTPase activity; regulation of autophagosome maturation.
UAUCCCUUCCCUGACCAGCAGGGGGAGCUGGACACCGGAAAUCACGAGAACCGGGAGAUGGGCUCCGCUGUCUCCUCCACCUCCUCCAGACACUUCCGAGACACCUCUGUCCCCCUCUGUCCACCUCUGUCCUCGUCUGUCCCCCUCUGCCCCCCUGUCCACCGGUGUCCCGGAUCAGGCGCUCCCUGGCUCUGUCCCCGGCACUGUCCCCGGCUGUCCCCGAAUCGUCCUGACUGCGGGGCUCUCCUGUCCCGUUAGGCCCAUGGCUGAUGUUUGUUUGUCGGUAGGAUCGAUCAGAAUGCUGCUAUAGGAGAAGGAGCGCUGAAAAUGGCCGGUGAGGAUGAGAGAGGGGUCGUGCGAGUCAAAGUGAAGAAAUGUGAUGGAGCUCUUCCAUUGGAGCUGCGGUCCUUUGCGGUGGACCCUCAGAUCACAUCUCUGGAGGUGCUACAGCACAUCCUCAUCAGAGCCUUCGAUUUGAACGGAAAGCACAACUUUGGGAUCAGCUACCUGUCCCGUGACCACGGCGCUGCUGAGGUGUACCUGUCCCUCACUUCAGACUGGGACCUGGAUGUGGCCUUUGUCAGUGCAGCCAAACCUUAUCUGCAACUCAAGAUGGACAUCAAACCUGCAGAGGACAGUCCCGUGAUGGAGGACUGGGACAUCAUCAGCCCCAAAGAUGUGAUGACUUCUGAACAGUUAGCAGACAGGACGCGCUCUCUGGCCUCUGCAGCUCUGCCCUUCACACAAUCUCUGCUGUCCCAGGUUGGUCGGACCCUGAGCCGUGUGCAGCAGGCCUUCAGCUGGUCGUACGGGGAGGAGAUCAAACCCUUUAAACCUCCACUGAGCGACGCAGAGUUCCACUGCUACCUGAACAGCCAGGGCCAGCUCACCAAACCUGAAGAACUGAGACUGCGAAUUUACCAUGGAGGUGUGGAGCCUUCACUACGCAAGGUGGUGUGGAGGUACUUGCUGAACGUGUACCCCGACGGUCUGAGUGGGCAGGAGCGGAUGGACUAUAUGAAGAGGAAGACCCGGGAGUACCAUGAGCUGAAGAGCCAGUGCAGCUCCAGAGUGAGCGCUGAGGAGCUGGACUUCAUCCGGGGGAACGUCCUCAAAGAUGUUCUGAGGACAGACCGAGCCCACGCCUACUACGCUGGGUCAGAGGACAGUCCACACCUAACCGCUCUCACCAACCUGCUCACUACCUUUGCCAUCACACACCCACAGAUUUCCUACUGCCAGGGCAUGAGUGACAUUGCCUCUCCCAUCCUGGCCGUCAUGGACAAUGAGGCUCAUGCUUUCAUCUGCUUCUGUGGCAUCAUGAAGCGCCUGGAGGGAAACUUUCGGCCUGAUGGACAGCUCAUGUCAGUCAAGUUCCAGCAUCUGAAGCUGCUGCUCCAGUACUCUGACCCAGAAUUCUACUCCUACCUGGUGUCCCGCGGGGCCGACGACCUGUUCUUCUGCUACCGCUGGCUACUGUUGGAGCUCAAGAGGGAGUUUGCCUUCGAUGACGCUCUGAGGAUGCUGGAGAUCACAUGGAGCUCCCUGCCCCCUGAUCCCCCAGAGACUGAGGUGGAGCUGUUUGGCCCACCUCUGGAAACAGAUACCGCAUUAAACCUCACGCAGAGGGGAGUGUUCAUAGAAAAUGAGUGUAGCCAUGACAACCAGAAGGAGAGACAGCGCAGGCGACACAUGCUCCGACCCUCACGAGAAGAAGCAGCUGUCCCCUUUGUUACGGAGGACAAGGUGCUGUCGGAGGCAGAGCGGACAGGUGAUAACAGCACCGCGCUAACUGUUCAAUUAGGACGUAAGGGCAGCUUUGGGGAGUUUAAAUACUACUCUGCACGUAGUGAGGAGUGCUUUGACAUGGAGGGUGUAGAGCUGCCACCAGAGCAGACCGAACCCAAGUCUACCCUGUGCAGCCGCCAGUCCACAAUGGAGAGUGAGGAUGACCCGGGUGAGAAAACCCCACUCAUCAAAAACACAGAGGUCUCAGAUUGCGUUUCACCCAGUGUAAUCCCAGAGGUCAAAGACUGCAGUAAAGAGGACUCACUCAGGACUGUGUGUAGCAGCAGUAGCAGUGCGGUCAACCGAGCAUCCUCUCCGUCUCGUCCCCGCUCUCUUCUGUCCUCACCUAUUCUCUCCUUUGGUAAAGGGCACUUUGGCUGUCCAUCCAAGCCAAACACCUUGUCGUCACCUGGAAACAAACCACUAACUACUACGGCUCCAAAGGUCGAGAGCUUGUGCAUCAAACCCUGCUCCCUGCCUCCUCCACAAGAAUUUGGGAAAGGCAACCCAUUCAUGUUGUUUUUAUGUCUGUCUAUUCUCCUGGAGCACCGGGAUCAUAUAAUUAAAAACAGUCUGGACUAUAAUGAGCUGGCUAUGCACUUUGACCGGUUGGUGCGCAGACACAACCUGGGGCGCGUGCUCCAGAGGGCCAAGGCGCUUUUUGCAGACUACCUGCAGAGCGAGGUUUGGGACUCUGAGGAGGGGGACGAGGUCAGCUCCGACUCGCCCACCUCAGCCACCGGCGCUCCCCUAUGCCCGCCUGCCGCAGUGCCCACUCAGCCCAUCUACAGCCCUCUCACAUCCCCCCAAGCAUCAUUGCCCAAUUCCACCUAUAACCUGUCCACCACAAUCCCCUCGCCCUCCAUCCCCUCGCCCUCCACUCAGGUCGCCCUCUCUCCCACUUUCUGAGAAGUUUGACUCUACUGGCUGAACUGUACUCCCUCCGUGAAGGAGAGACACAAAGGAGAAUCAAUUUGGUCUUUUGAGUUGUUCAUUUGAGUUUCCUGUAGAUCACUUAUGGCAAACUUGCAAUCAAUUUUUCAUUAUUUUCAUCUUUCUCAAAAAAUAAAAGUAAUAAUAAUAUAACCAAAUUGGGAAUUAUGGAUAGAGUGAGUGAUUUAAAGUGGGAAUAAACACCUAAACUUCGCCCACAACCACAUUUCAAAUAGAGCUGCUAAACUGGGCAGUACCUGGAAUCAAAAACACCUGGCUGUAAUCAGAGCAGUCCUGUGUGAUGUCACCAACUACUGGAAAUUGCAGAGGUCACUGUAAACUCAAACUCUGUACAUUUGCAGCUUUCUGCUCAUAAACUAAGUUGGCAAAAAUGACUAGGUAUAGUAGACAAUGCUAUUCAAACACAGUUUAGGGCCAAAAAAAGUGUAUUUAGUGUUUAGUUCCACUUUUAAAAAAAUUCACUUUGUCACUUGUUAAUUAAACCAAGUAUUACAGAAAAGCUUGUUAAAUAAUCCAACGUUGUCUUGUAUUUUGGAGUAAAACGAUCAAUACAUCAGCACAAAAUGAAACAUUGACUGAUCUUAGAAAAAUGUAUACUGUAAGUGUUAUGUUUUUGUGUACAUAUAUGAAUUAAUUUUAGAAUUUAAUAUAAUAAUUCUAUACAAUAUAAUUCAUUGAAUAUAGAACUGUAAUUAUCUCUGUAAUUACUGGGCCUAUUCACAUGAAACAAAAACUGGCACAGAGUUCAACAUGUUCUAUUUCAGCACAAAUAAGAGGUGACAUUAAUUCUCAUUUUAUUAUCUCUGUGAUGUGACUGUGGACAGUGGGAAAGGCAUUAAACUAUGACCACUGCAUAAGCUCUGUUUUGAUAUAACAAACUAUAUAAUUAUUUUAUUGUAAAGUGUUCCCACUGUUAAUUUUAAAUGUAUAAGAAGCUGUAUUGCUGAAAUGUAUGAGAGCAUUUUUAUAAACCACAGAUACACACACACACACGCAGACAGUAAGUGUUUGAAUUUGAUGUCCCUUUGUCCUCAUAUGACUUGUUCAUUUCUCCCAAAUAUUCUACCCAAUUCAAUCUGUAUAUUAAAAAGUGUACUUGAGUUGGUCCUGCUCCACUGUCCAAGUCAGUAGUUGAUUACAUAACAAUGUCCAAUGCCAGAAUUUUUUUUUUUUUUUUUUAUGGUAAAAUGGUCCUUUUCAACAAAACACUUUGUUUUGUUUCACAACACUCUUCACCUUUCUGCCUUCUGCUGGCUUCUUAAGUGCAAUUAUGUUUUUGAUCUGUUCAGAAUCUGUUUUUCAUGACAAUUCAUAUUUUGAGCAUCUUUAAACCUAAAAAGGUAUGGAUUUCAUUCUUCUAUAAUCUAUGACAUGCUGUUUGCAGGUAACCUACGUAAUAAAUAAAAGCAAGAACCUUUUCAA